Molecule: messenger RNA, 621 nt
Organism: Poeciliopsis prolifica (blackstripe livebearer)
Lineage: Eukaryota; Metazoa; Chordata; Actinopteri; Cyprinodontiformes; Poeciliidae
Product: C-type lectin domain family 12 member B-like
Exons: 4
Coding region: 1-621 (206 amino acids)
Source: RefSeq, a predicted model, not a curated record
AUGACGUUACAGCACUUUUUUAGUGAGAGCACUUCAAAUGAGCUGAAACAGCUGAAAUCAUCCCAGCAGGUUCUGCUGGAGGAGAAUCAGAACCUGACAAACCUCAACAACAAACUCAGUUCAGACAAAUCCAACCUGACUUCGGUUUCCAUGGCCUUAAAAAACAACAUCACCACACUGACAGCAGAGAAUCACAACCUGACUUCGCUUAAUGAGGAGCUGAAGGAACAAAAGAAAAACCUCACAGAAAUAAUAAAAAACAUGGAGGAAACCUGGGAUGGUCUCAAUGUCAGUCGAGCUCAAUGGAGCAUUGAUGCAUACUGUCCUAAAACAAAUGCUGGGAGAAGUUGCAAUAAUUGCCAGAAAGGCUGGAAUCACAAACUUUCCAGCUGUUAUGCUUUUAACGAUGCUCCACCGUCUAGUCAACUGACCUGGGAAGAUGCACGAGAAAUCUGCAAACAGAUGAUUUCAGAUCUGACUGUUGUUUCUAACCAGGCAGAAAAGGAUUUUGUCCAAACACAAAGUCCUGUUCAAUCAGGCAUUAAUGGAUACUGGAUUGGUCUCAGAGCUGUAGGAGUGAAAUGGAAAUGGACUGAUGGAAGUGAUCUGACCAAUCAGUGA